AUGGCAGCACUCAACCAGGUUGCUCUUCUGGCUGCUGGCUGCAGUGAAAGCUGUACACUCCCUGUAGUUGCCCGCAGUAAAGCCAUUGCCUACUGCUCCGCUACCUCUAUCUACAUGCAUACACCAACCAAACACACAUCUACCAAUACCAACAACACCGAUCCAUUAAGACGUAAUAGUACUUCCGUUCCUUCAGCAGUCGGUAAUGGUAGUGGAAAGACAUUUACAACAUAUCCACUCUCACGUAUAUUUGCCAAUGGUGUGACGGAUCUUAUUCAAUCCUUUGAUUUUAAUGAUGAAUACAUGGCUUGUGUGACCAGAGAUUGUAAAACGGUUGUUUGGCGAGUGGGAGAUGCGGAGGUGUUGAAUGGGAAACGACUUCCAAAUGCCUUGAGUGGUUUCUUUAAACGUGAAGGAGGUCCAAUGGUGGUACGAGUGGCUGGAAAACAUCAUAUUGUGUAUGGAACUACUACAGGUUGGAUUAUAUCGGCAAAUAUGAAUGAUGGCACAACAACACAUCAGUUAAAACUUCCCCUUGAUGAUAAGAGUAAUAGUAUUGUCAACAAUGACAGUAGUAACAAUUAUACAGUGGGUCAAAUUACUUCUAUUGAUGCCUCUCCUGCACGUCCGGAUGUUUUAGCUGUGGGAACAAGUGAAGGAAUGCUUUUUAUUCUUUCUUUACAUCCAAGUAAUGGUUUACAACGUACCGCUACACUUCGACCUUUUGCAACUACCACUACGAAUACGAAUACGAAUACGAAUAUGACUACUACUACUACUUUGGAGGGAAGUAUCAAUACAGGUACAGGUAAUAAUAAUAACAAUAAUAACAACAACAGUUUGGCAGCUGUUACAGUAGCUGCGUUUGAUCCUAAUAAUGCAUUUUGUCUUGCUGUUGGUUCUCGUGAAGGGGCUUUGGUGUUAGUAGAUGCCGCCUCUGGUACUGUUGUUCAGCGGUUUGAAGUCCAGGAUUCACCUAUUUGUUCCAUUUCAUGGAUUCCUACACAAAGUGGAACAUUUGUCACCACAAAUGGAAAUUCUUCUAAAUUGUCUAUAUGGACUGUAAACAGUCGAACUUCUACUGUUGUGUGGAAUCCUAUUUGCGGUAGUGUACUUGUGGGAAGUGCCUCUUUUGCACCGGAACAUCUUUUUCUCGCUUUACGUAGUGGAAGUGUAGCGGUAUUUAAUACUCAAACUCAAGAAGUGGAAAUGCAAACAGAAACUGGUCAUACCAAUCGUUUACAUGAUUGUCGUUAUUCUAAACAUGAUAAAGAUCUUAUCGCUACUACCAGUGCAGAUGGAACCAUUCGUGUUUGGAAUACAAAACAACUUUUAUUAAAUCAUACAAUUGAAGUGGGAUCUGUAAUUGUACAAACUAUGGAUUGGAGUCCAUCUGGGAAGUAUAUUGUUGCGGGUCUUAGUACAGGUGAAGUGGUUUCUUAUCAUGUAAGUACACAACAUGAACAAUGGCGUGCCCUUGUUGUCGCUCCUAGAUAUAAUAAUCAUAAUAAUAAUAAUAAAGGUCCUUUUGGUGUUUGUGGUGUGGUAUGGAGUCCAAGUGAGGCUGGUAAUUACAUUGCUGCUGCCCAUCGCUCAGGUAUCACACUACUCAGUUCUCGUGAUGGUAAAGUUAUUCGAGAGUACACGACGAAAUCACCUGUAUAUAGUGUAGAUAUGGAACCCUUACAUGCUAAACAAAUGGCCGCUGCCUGUCAUGAUGGUCAAGUGUAUAUCUUUUCACUUACCGGUAGUCAAACAACUCCUACACUUAUACUUACUGGUCAUACAGAUGUGGUGAAUCAUGUUAUCUUCAAUCCCAUCAUUCCACGAUAUCUUCUCAGUGCAAGUCAUGAUACCACACUACGUGUAUGGGAUCUCGCCCCUCCAGCGGUUGCGCAGAACACUUCUGUUAAUGCCCGUGUUUUGCGUGGACACACAGAUCAUGUUCACGCAGCGGCGUGGUGUCCACUCGCUCCUUAUAUUGCCUUUUCUGCAGGUGCAGACGGUUGUGUGCGGGUGUGGGAUGUGCGGAAUGGUGUGCACAUCGCCGCCGUACGAGCCCACAGUGGUGUGCAUACAAACAAUUAUAACUAUAAGAGUCAAACAGGCCGAAUGAUGAUGGGAGGAGUUGUGGGACUUGCGGGGCCGCACGGCGAUCGGCCGCUUGUGUUGGCGACUGCCGGUGGUGUGGACGGCGCGGUGGUGUUUUGGCACGCGGGACUUUUACGGCAAGCCGCGAUUGAUGCCGCACUCGGCGCCCUUCCAUCACGACUCACACGAGAUCCACACACCCUCAUCGAUAGUAGUAAGAAUACAAAUACUAUCAUGGGGGUUAAUACGAAUGUGAAUCAUCAAAGUAAUAGUAGUAUUUACUACCUUGCUGGGGAGGCGGUGCAGCAACUCAGUCGAGAUCUCGCCGACAGCACACUCACACCACACCGCCGCAUGGAGCGUAUCGCUAAUUUCUUUGAAUUUCCAUACGGUGCGGUGGAUGUGGCUCGUGUGGCCGCCUACUGCAGUGAUCCGACGGAGAGUAUUCAUACACGUUGUUCCGUUGUCCCAUCUACUCGAUUGGUAGAGGUGCGGGAAAAACUGGGAAAGUCCAUGGUGGAAAAGGCACAUGGAAGAACCGUUGCGGGUGCAGGAGCGGCGUAUAAAAAAACACGACUCAUAGAAGCCGCAGAUGCCAUGCUGCAAAUUGGAAAUAUUACAGAAUAUUGUAAAUUAAUGAUUGAAGCGGGAGAAUGGGAUAAUGCGAUUGCCGCCGCCCCACUUGUCAGUCGUGAGUUUUGGCGAUCCACAUGUUUACAAGCGGCGGAGGCGAUGCAGACAGCAGGAGAUGUGCGAGCCACGCGUUAUUUUAUUAUGGCAGAAGAAAGUGCCCGUGCGGCGAGAUUUUUGGCUCAUCAAUCCGAUAAAAAUUGGGAUUCCGCUAUUGUGAUUGCAAAGACAUGUCCACAACGAGUGGAACCCACCGCGACUACAGAGACUCCGCAUAAUACUACUGUGGAUACGAAUGGAAGUUCCGCAGUGGUGGUGGAGUUGUUAGAGGAACGGGCAUCUAUGUUUACAUAUUCAAUGAAUCCUCGAAUUGUGGCAGCAGCGAAAUUGGCAAAUGGAGCAAAUGAUGAAGCUGUCAUGCAAUUGGUAUACAGUGGAGAUGUGUUAAUGGCACAUCUUCUUAUUCAUUCAGUUCCAUUACAACAACAAACAACAAUUGAUGCGGGAUAUCGACUGCCAAUGUUGCAAUCAUGUCGUCAACGGCAAUGGGAUACGGCAGUACUCUGUGCUACUCGUAUGUCUAAUGCAUAUGAUGGACUGGCAACUGUUCUUUCAUUUUGUCAACAGGCAUUUGGUAAGAUUAAAUUGAGUAGUAGUGGUAGUGGUAGUAAUAAUACUCCCAAUACGAACAACAAUAUUAACAAUUUAUCAAAUCUUCCAUUAAAUGAAAAGUUAAAAUCUAUUCAUGAACAGAUUUUAGGAGAAUGUCGUCGUUUACAACUUCCACUUGAUAUGGAAUCUAUUCAGCAAAGACAUGCUAAUGAUGGUCUUGCCUCCAUUAAUCAAAUAGCUGCCAUGGUAUUAUCACCAAAUACACCGGUAGGAAUUGUAACUAGUGAGGAAAUCAUUCAGACAAUGAGUAAUUUUAUAGAUAAUAUUAUUCAAGUGGCUUUACAAGAUAUUGAUGGAACGAAUGCUGUUUUCUAUUUAAAACAAGCCUAUGCAGUGACUUGCUAUGUAAGUUUACCUAUACAACUUCCAGCUGGGAAUACAGGUAAUUCAUCCGCUUCUCCAGGUUCUUCUUUGGUGUUUCCUGGUGGAAAUUCUCAUUCUGCGCCUGUACGGAAAUUUCUUGCCCUUUCAUUCCUUUUAGCGGCAUUAAUGUGUGUAAAGGUUUACCGUUUUCCUAAACUCCUUAAUCCUGUAUUCUCCAAGGCCUGUGAAUUAUGUAAUGGUGAUACCACCACCAUGACACUUCUUUCCAAAGUUCAACAAGUACUGAAUGCCUAUUCACCACACUCUAUAGAGGUGAACUGUACGGUGUUGGGUGAAGAAGUUCCUUUUCUUCAUUUUGAUAAUUAUCCUCCUCCUCCUCCUCCUCCUACUGCUACUACUACUACUACUACUACUAAUACUACUAAUACUAAUACUAAUAAUAGUAAUAGUAAUAAUAAUACGAAUACUGGCAGUGGUGGUAUGUAUAUGAAGUCUACAGUAACAUCAGAGCCCAUUUGUGGACCAACACAUGUACUGGAAGAUGGAAUAUCCGUGAUGAGUAAAAAUGAGGCAUUGCAGUGGAUGUUGUGCUGCGCCUUCACUCCACUCGCAUCCGGAGUGAAGAUGUUACCACUGUAA
Molecule: messenger RNA, 4356 nt
Organism: Trypanosoma theileri
Lineage: Eukaryota; Euglenozoa; Kinetoplastea; Trypanosomatida; Trypanosomatidae
Exons: 1
Coding region: 1-4356 (1451 amino acids)
Molecular function (GO): protein binding
Source: RefSeq, a predicted model, not a curated record